CUACAAGAUGGCCCUAGUAGCCAAUCUCUGGAGCCAGAGGUAGCCAGCAUUUCCUUGAGGGAAGACCUUCUUUUCAAUAGCAAUAGGGAUGUCAACAGAAAAUCCCCUGAUGGUGAUUCUUACCAAGAAUGGAUAGCUGACGCUCUUGGGUUCUCAAACGAGCUGAAGAUCCCCCAAGGACAAAAGCAGAAUGCAGAGAGGGGGAAGAACCAUGGCUCCAUCGAGAUUGCGGGUCCACUUCUAUCUACCUCUACUUCUAAGGAAGUUAUACAAUUAUUGGCUUCCAGUAAACUUGAACAGGAAGCUCCCAGAACCAGACCUGCCACAAUAUUGACGGCAAAGGAUAUUCUCCAAGCUCCAGGAUUGAGAAACGACUUCUACUUGAAUUUGGUGAGUUGGUCAAAGAUGACUAACAAAGUUUUGGUCGGACUUGGAAGCCACUCAUAUUUAUGGGGAGUGGACAAUAAAGUGGAAGAAGUCAAUUGUAUUUCUAAAGAAACCAUCACAGCAGUAUCUUGUUCUGAUUCCGAGUUGGCAAUUAUAGCUACGUAUGGGGGCCAUAUAUAUUUGGUUGAUAUCGAACAUAACACUCUUCGUUCGACAUACUACAAUAAUGGGAAAUGUAUGUUUUGUUUUGCUUGGGUGCCAAACUCCCAGAUGUUUCUAGCAGGGGAUGAAGAUGGAGAAGUAUAUUCUUUUGAAAUAGACAAGAACAUGUUCUACGCAUUGAGUUUGAAGAACAAAGUCAAAUGCAAUCUGCAACAGAUAUGUGGAAUGGCCAUAAAUUGCCAAGGAACGGAGGUUGCUAUAGGUGGAAACGAUAAUCGUUGCUCGUUGUGGCAGCUUCUUCCCACUGCAGAAGUACAUUUACGAUUCAUUCUUCCACACAAUGCUGCUAUCAAGGCAAUAGCCUUUUGCCCGUGGACAAGUUCUCUAUUGGCUACUGGGGGAGGGAGUAAAGACAGAAAGAUUCGCUUCUGGCAUACAAAUAGUGGAACGUUGCUCAAGGAGUUCAGCACUAGUGGCCAGAUCACUUCACUAGUAUGGUCAAGUUUCCGCAAAGAAAUCACUGCUACGUUUGGGUUUGGCAGCGAGAAGAAGUCGUACCUAAUGCAAGUCUACUCAUAUCCCCUGAUGGCUACGCUUGUUGAAGUUCCAGCUACUCUUAACUUGAGAAUCCUUUCUUCCACACUCAGUCCAGACGGGACCUGUUUGUGUGUUGCAACCAAUGAUUCUACGAUUCGUAUUUACAAGCUCUGGGAGAAAACACACAAGUUGGUGAAGUCGCCCGAUUCGCUGGGGUAUGGAAGCUACGGGAGCUCACUUAUAGAUCUACAAGAAGGGGUGGUCAAGCGUGGUGAGACCAUCAGAUGA
This is a messenger RNA of Scheffersomyces stipitis CBS 6054, 1374 nucleotides long. RefSeq lists its product as uncharacterized. NCBI's taxonomy places the organism in Eukaryota, Fungi, Ascomycota, Pichiomycetes, Serinales, Debaryomycetaceae. The transcript is spliced from 5 exons. Gene Ontology annotation, cellular component: anaphase-promoting complex. The annotation marks the transcript as partial. Gene Ontology annotation, molecular function: protein binding; anaphase-promoting complex binding; ubiquitin ligase activator activity. The record is from RefSeq and is a predicted model, not a curated record. Gene Ontology annotation, biological process: positive regulation of anaphase-promoting complex-dependent catabolic process; positive regulation of ubiquitin protein ligase activity; anaphase-promoting complex-dependent catabolic process.